Hyposmocoma kahamanoa is the source of this 834-nucleotide messenger RNA. Its product is annotated as chromobox protein homolog 5-like. Gene Ontology annotation, biological process: negative regulation of transcription by RNA polymerase II; chromatin organization. Bases 76 to 648 code for a protein of 190 amino acids. NCBI's taxonomy places the organism in Eukaryota, Metazoa, Arthropoda, Insecta, Lepidoptera, Cosmopterigidae. Gene Ontology annotation, cellular component: nucleus; pericentric heterochromatin. The transcript has 5 exons. The record is from RefSeq and is a predicted model, not a curated record. Gene Ontology annotation, molecular function: chromatin binding.
GGCUUUCUGGACGCGUCUCCUGCUAAUUCAGCUUGAGUGCGUUUUUGUGUUUUUUGGUGUUCUAAAGCCAAAAACAUGGGGAAGAAGGAUAAGAAAGGAGAUACCAGUGCUUCCAGUGAAGAGGAAUAUGUUGUGGAAAAAGUUUUAGACAAAAGGACUGUGAAGGGGAAGGUGCAAUACCUGCUGAAAUGGAAGGGCUACAAAGAAGACGAGAGUACAUGGGAGCCAGAGGAGAACUUGGACUGCGAGGAAUUGAUUAAAACAUUUGAAGAUGCUAGAAAGGAGAAGGAGAAAACAAAGAAACCAGAAGAGCCCCGCGGCAAGAAGAGAAUCCGCGAGUCGAGUGAGGAGACCAGUACGAGUCGGAAAGGCCGCGCCACUAGCGUCUCCUCCGUUGAGGAGCCCAAGGAGUCGAAACGGGAACGCAAGGACGACAAGAACAAGACUGGUUUUGACAAAGGAUUGAAGGCGGAAAAAAUUAUAGGAGCGUCAGACGCGACAGGAGAACUGAUGUUUUUAGUCAAAUGGACUGAUUCCGAUGAGGCGGAGCUUGUCCCUGCCAAGGUUGCGAACAUUAAGUGUCCACAACAGGUAAUCGCAUUUUACGAGGAACGACUGACGUGGCACACACCUGCGGACGCCGAGUGACUGCAGCGCAUCAAAGUGUGAACGGACUACGUCUCCUACACGCUAACUCACCCCGAAGCCCGCACACGUCAUUGGUGGUUAUGUGAACGUUUAUUAAGGACCUCAUGCCCAACACUGAGCGUUGCUACUUAGAUCGACGCGCCCAACUACUAUGCGGCAAAGUGCUUGUGUAAUGUGACUAAGGAA